ACUGCAUUCAGAGUACGAGCAACGAAGUCAUCACCUCGCUAUGGAAUUACUGAGGAAUAUCUCUCAACAGCCGACGAAUAGCAACAGGGUGUACGAGCCCAACCAACCCGGGUCCUGUGAACUGCGGAGAAAGAGAACUGAGGACCACGGUCAUGCACCUGCAGAGAUGUCGAAGAUUAUCACGGAUCCUGCCACCGGGAAAUGUUACUGCCGUGGGAAAGUUCUGGGAAAGGGAGGUUUCGCCAAGUGCUAUGAGAUGACCGACCUGUCCACGAGUAAAGUUUAUGCAGCGAAAAUUAUUCCCCACACGCGCGUCUCCAAACCGCACCAGCGGGAAAAGAUUGACAGGGAAAUCGAGCUACACAGAGUUCUCCACCAUAAACACAUCGUGCACUUUUACCAUCAUUUCGAGGAUAAAGAUAACAUCUACAUCCUCCUAGAAUACUGCAGUAGAAGAUCUUUGGCACAUAUCCUGAAGGCACGCAAAGUGCUCACAGAGCCGGAAGUGCGAUACUACCUCCGUCAGAUCGUCUCAGGGCUGAAGUACCUGCAUGAACAAGAGAUCCUACACAGAGACCUCAAACUUGGUAACUUCUUUGUGAGUGAGACGAUGGAGCUGAAGGUGGGAGACUUUGGGCUGGCUGCCAAGCUAGAGCCUGCUGGGAACAGGAGGAAGACCAUCUGUGGGACACCCAACUACCUGUCCCCUGAGGUGCUCAACAAGCAGGGCCACGGCUGUGAGUCAGACGUCUGGGCCCUGGGUUGUGUCAUGUACACCAUGCUCCUGGGCAGACCCCCGUUCGAGACCACCAAUCUGAAGGAGACGUAUAGAUGUAUCCGGGAGGCACGUUACUCCCUGCCCUCCUCCCUGUCGCCCCAGGCCAAACAGCUCAUCUCCAGCCUCCUGGCCAAGACCCCGGAGGACAGACCUCACCUGGACCACAUACUGCGCCAUGACUUCUUCUCACAGGGUUUUGUGCCAGAGCGUCUUCCUGCUAGUUGCUGCCACUCCGCUCCAGAGUUCCACGUCUCCAGCCCUGCCAAGAGCUUCUUCAAGAAGGCCGCGGCUGCCCUCUUCGGCGGGAAGAGAGACAAGGUCAAAUACUACGAGACUCUGAAUAAACUCACCAAAGAGGAAGAGGAGAUCUACAAGCUUCGACAUGACCUGAAGAAGACGGUUAUCAGCCAGCAGCAGCAGAUCAAACAGAUGACUGAGGAUGGAAGGCCACCGUCACCAUCUGCUGGGAGGCCUGUCGCCCUGGCAACAGAGGGCCUGCCCCCGACGGCGCGAGACACCAUCCGGCUUAUUGUCAGGGGCAGUCUGGGUAGCUGCAGCAGCAGUAGCGAAUGUCUAGAGGACAGCACCACUGGCAGUGUGGCUGAGACAAUCACCAGCGUUCUCAGAGGAUGCCUGGAAAACAUGCCCAAAGCGGAUGACAUCCCCAAAGGGACAGAGUGCAGUAACCUGCAGUGGGUCACUAAGUGGGUGGACUACUCCAACAAGUAUGGCUUUGGCUACCAGCUUUCAGACCACAUAGUGGGCGUUCUGUUCAACAACGGGACACACAUGAGCCUCCUCGCAGACAAGAAGACUGUCCACUACUAUGCUGAGUUGGGUCAGUGCUCUGUGUUCUCCACAUCUGACGUGCCUGAGCACUUCAUAGGUCAGGUGACCAUCCUCAAGUACUUCGCUCACUACAUGGAAGAGAACCUGAUGGAUGGUGGAGACCUAGUGAGCCAGUCAGACACGCACAUGCCCAGACUCUACCUGCUGCAGUGGCUCAAGUCUGACCGUGCCCUCAUGAUGCUCUUCAACGACGGCACGUUUCAGGUCAACUUCUACCACGACCACACCAAGAUCAUCCUGUGCACCCAGAGGGAGGAGUACAUGCUGACAUACAUCAACGAGGAGCGUGUGUCCUCCACCUUCAGACUGAGCUCCCUGCUCACCUCCGGCUGCCCCGCAGACCUGCGCCAACGCAUGGAGUACUCACUCAACAUGCUGCUGCAGCGCUGCAACUGAACCAGGAAGCAGCACCACGCGGGGAACCGUUUAUACAGCCGGACAGACUUCAACAUGCUACUGCAGCACUGAACAAGGAAGCAGCGGCAGGUGGUGGGAAAGUGAAUGGGGUCGGACCUGUGUAAAGCAAUGGACUACUGAUUGGUAACCUUUGCCAAUCUAUCAGCAGAGUUGCAGCUGAAUCUGGAUGGAGAGGCUCUGGAAAGGACAGUGUAUUGAGCACAAUGACUUUGAACAGAAAAGGGCUGAUGUGUAUGUUGAUAAUUGGAGGAUAAGAUGACUGGAUGUUAUGUUAUGAUGAGGGGAUGGAGGUACGAAUGUGAAAACCAUCUGUUUUUGAGGAAGAGUGUGGAAGUGAAGAGGACAGUAACACUGGGCUGGAACCAGAUAAAACUGUUAUGUUAUUGUUAUUUUUCUAAUGAAAGUAUAACCAUAAGGGCUGAUGGAUGCUUCAAACUCGAUCCUGGGGCCUCCCCUCGGUGCACGUUUUGUUUUUUGUCCUAGCACUACACAGCUCAUUCAAAUAACCAAUUCAUCAUCAAGCUUUGAUUAUUUGAAUCAGCUGUGUAAUGCUAGGGUAAAAAAACAAAUGUGGCCCCAGGGGAGGCCCCAGGACAGAGUUUGGGAAAACCUACACUACAAGACUGUAAUGUACACAGCACUUCUGCAGAGGGAGGGGAGGCUGUGUGUGGGGAGAAACACUAGCUAACUUCAAACUGUGAUUCAUUCUCUGUGAGGAUAGAUGGACAUGGCUGUUUUACUGUGAAGGAGGGGGAGAAUGAUGUUGAUCAUACAAGAAGAGCCAUUACACUGUUAGACAUUGGAAAAAAAUAACUUAUUGUGUACAAAAGUGAAGUAUUUAAUAAAUAUACAACUUUUUCAAAAAAUA
Molecule: messenger RNA, 2912 nt
Organism: Oncorhynchus masou masou (cherry salmon)
Lineage: Eukaryota; Metazoa; Chordata; Actinopteri; Salmoniformes; Salmonidae
Gene: plk2b
Product: polo-like kinase 2b (Drosophila)
Exons: 13
Coding region: 41-2023 (660 amino acids)
Biological process (GO): mitotic spindle organization; protein phosphorylation
Cellular component (GO): kinetochore; cytoplasm; centrosome
Molecular function (GO): protein serine/threonine kinase activity; protein binding; ATP binding
Source: RefSeq, a predicted model, not a curated record